ACUUAAACCCCAUCUCUCCCUCCCCUUUUCCCUCACACUCACAUAACAACAAUGGCCUCCAUCUCCAUUCUCCCCCUUUCCUUCCUCUUCCUCCUUACUCUCUCUUCUACUGCUCUCGCCGCCGCCCCUAGAAAGCCCCUCAACGUUCCAUUCGGCCGCAACUACGCCCCCACUUGGGCUUUCGACCACAUCAAGUACAAAAAUGGUGGAGCCGAAGUCGACCUCGUUCUCGACAAAUACACUGGCACUGGCUUCCAGUCCAAAGGCUCUUACUUAUUUGGCCAUUUCAGUAUGAGUAUGAAACUCGUCGGUGGCGACUCUGCCGGUGUCGUCACUGCUUUCUACCUCUCUUCUCAAAACUCCGAACACGACGAAAUCGACUUCGAGUUCUUGGGUAACAGAUCUGGCCAACCCCCAAUUCUUCAAACCAACGUUUUCACCGGAGGUAAAGGCGACCGAGAACAGAGGAUUUAUCUAUGGUUUGACCCAUCUAAGGAUUUCCACACCUACUCCGUUCUCUGGAACUUAUACAUGAUAGUGUUCUUUGUGGACGAUGUGCCAAUAAGAGUGUUCAAGAACUGUAAGGACAUAGGUGUGAAGUUCCCAUUCGAUCAGCCAAUGAAGAUAUACUCAAGCUUAUGGAACGCGGAUGACUGGGCAACGAGAGGAGGAUUGGAGAAGACGGACUGGUCGAAGGCUCCAUUUGUAGCGUCGUACAAGGGGUUCCACGUGGACGGAUGUGAGUCGUCUGUUCAAGCCAAAUUCUGCGCGACGCAAGGCACACGGUGGUGGGACCAAAAGGAGUUUCAAGACCUGGACGGAUAUCAGUACCGGAGGCUGAGAUGGGUUCGCGAAAAGUAUACCAUUUACAAUUACUGUACCGAUCGGAAGCGUUACCCGACUCUCCCACCGGAAUGCAGACGGGACAGAGAUAUUUGAUUCUCUCUUUUUAUUUUUAUUUUUUUCAAAAACAAUGGUCUCUCAUUUUACUACUAUUUCUAGUCAUCUUUGUUGCAUAUUUUGGUUGGGGUUGGGGACUGAAUGAUCUUUGUAUUGCUUCGUGAUUUGCCCUUUAUUUUGUCCUCACUUGCCUAUCCUAUCCCCCCCCGGCCCUGGCCCCUGGCCCCUUUCUUCUUCACUGUCGCUAUCGCCUCGUGCUUUCCCCCUCUCUCCUUGGAAUAUGUUUUCUAUUUAUUUUUAUUAUUUAUAUUAUAUAUUAUAUAUUAUGUUAUGUUAUUAA
Cucumis sativus (cucumber) is the source of this 1240-nucleotide messenger RNA. Its product is annotated as probable xyloglucan endotransglucosylase/hydrolase protein 5. Gene Ontology annotation, molecular function: hydrolase activity, hydrolyzing O-glycosyl compounds; xyloglucan:xyloglucosyl transferase activity. The coding region runs from base 52 to 939 and encodes 295 amino acids. The transcript has 3 exons. Gene Ontology annotation, biological process: xyloglucan metabolic process; cell wall biogenesis. Gene Ontology annotation, cellular component: apoplast; cell wall. The record is from RefSeq and is a predicted model, not a curated record. NCBI's taxonomy places the organism in Eukaryota, Viridiplantae, Streptophyta, Magnoliopsida, Cucurbitales, Cucurbitaceae.